AGUCACUAUGCGCUGAUGCUCCCCCACAUGCUCGCAUCACUGUUGGCAACACAAGCCCCGCAUCAGCACAGCAAACUCAAACCACAUCUGACCGGCACGAUGGAUGGGCAACAUAAAGACCGCAGACAGACUCACUUGUGGAUAUUGACGUUACUGAUAUUUGUCUAACCUCUAGCACUGGAUAACUCGGUCUUUUCCCAACUUUCUUCUUCUGGAUACGGAUUUGCGGAGCUGGAUCUUGUCCUACAGGCUUUGGAAGAAGGAUUAUUAUUUAUUCUUUAUUAAAUCACUUUGUCAUCUCUCCGUUUUCGCCACCAUCACUUGGAAUAGGAGCGUUUUUGUUGGAGGACAAACUGAUUUUUUAAGGAUACGCACAUCAAACUCUAAAGGAUGGCCGUUUGGUUCACCUCUGUCCUCGCAAUAGUUGUUACAUUAUUUACUCAGGUUCUGGGAUCAGGUGUAUUCGAGAUAGAUCUCCAUCAUUUUCAGAAUUCUAAAGGUUUGCUGGCAAACGGACUCAGUUGCAGCAUGACGGGCUGCAGGACUUAUUUCAGGGUUUGUUUGAAGAACUUCCAGACGGUGGUGUCUCCUGGAGGCUGUAUAUUUGGCAAAGCCAGCACACCUGUUCUGGGCAUCGACUCCUUCAGCAUCCAGCAGGACGCCAGGCUGCGUCUGCCGCUCAACUUCACCUGGCCGGGUGCUUUCUCAUUAGUUAUCGAAGCCUGGUAUUCUCCUACAGCGGACCUACCUGGAGAUACCGCCAACCCUGAUUUCUUGAUUAGUUCUUUUACCAUCAAUAAAAAGUUGGGAAUAGGGCCCGAGUGGUCCCCGGCUGUGCAGAGGGAGACGCAGACGGAGCUAAGGUACUCAUACCGGUUCAUCUGCAAUGAACAUUACUACGGGGACACUUGUUCCAAAAUAUGCGCUCCGAGAGACGACCAUUUUGGCCACUACACCUGCAAGCCUGACGGGCAAAUAGCCUGUCUACCGGGAUGGAAGGGAGAAUACUGCCAAGAACCAAUCUGCCUGGAAGGGUGCAACGAAAGAAAUGGAAACUGCACAUUACCUGGAGAGUGCAAAUGCAGGGAGGGCUGGCAGGGGCUCUUUUGUGAUGUGUGUAAACUCCAUCCGUCCUGUAAACAUGGUACCUGUAAAGAGCCGUGGCAGUGCACCUGCAAGGAGGGCUGGGGAGGCAUCUUUUGUGACCAAGAUCUGAACUACUGCACCCACCACAAACCCUGUGCCAACGGGGCCACGUGCAUGAACACAGGCCAGGGUAGCUACACCUGCACCUGCAUGCCAGGUUUCACCGGGGUUAACUGUGACUUGGAGGUCAGGGAGUGUGACAGCCAGCCCUGUCGCAAUGGAGGCCACUGCCUGGACUCUGAGAACGGCUAUAGGUGUGUGUGCCCAAAGGGGUUUGAAGGGACACACUGUGAACUCACUGUGAAGAUACUGACCUGCGCAGAUACACCCUGCUUUCAUGGUGGGAAGUGCAGAGAGAGGAAUAAUGGGCAUACUUACAUAUGCGAGUGUCCACCAGGCUACACUGGACUUAACUGUGAGAAGAAAGUGGAUAAAUGUACCUCACUGCAAUGCACUAAUGGUGGACACUGUGUGACCCACGACAACCUCCCACUGUGCAGCUGUCGCUCAGGCUUCACAGGUCUGCGCUGUGAGAUCAACAUCAACGAGUGUGCCAGGAACCCCUGCGCAAACGGCUCCACCUGCAUAGACCGCAUCAACGGCUACACCUGCACCUGUCCCCCGGGGUACACGGGCCGCCACUGCGACAACCCCAUGGACCGCUGUGCCUCUCAACCCUGCCUGAACGGCGGGACCUGCACCACUGGAGCCAAAGGCCAGCCUACCUGCAUCUGCCCCGCCCAUUACAGCGGCCCCCAGUGCCAGUCCAACAACGUGCCUAUAUCCAACGCCCAAAGCCAAGGUGACAAGUUGAGCUUGGCAGCCAUCUGCUUGGGAGUAGGCCUGGUGGCUGUUCUGGUGCUUUUCUGCAUGGUGGCGGUGGUGAUAUGUCAUGUCAAGAGGCAGAGGAGCCGGGAGCAGGACUCAGAGACCAUGAACAACCUCUCCAAGGUGGACUUUCAGAAAGAGAACCUCAUCUCCACCCUAGAGCUCAAGAACACCAAUAAAAAGGUGGAUCUGGAGGUAGACUGUCCCAGUGAAAAGUCGAAUCACAAACACAUCAACCACUACCACCUGGACUAUAAAACCUCCACGGGGUACAAGGACGAACUGUCCCUUUUGGACAAAGAUGAAAACUGUGAAAAGACGAUAGAGGAAAAAAAGCAUUUGAGUAGAAUGUACAGUGAAAGGCCAGAGUGUAGAAUAUCAACAAUAUGUUCUUCCAGAGAUUCAAUGUACCAGUCUGUCUUUGUAAUAGCAGAGGAGAGAAACGAAUGCAUCAUUGCAACUGAGGUAUAAUAAGUGGAGGACAUUAUUCACUGUCAACAUUGGAUUUCUUGUGGACUUGUUUACAAGUGUGGAGAGACUGGGAUUUAUUUAAAUGCAAGCUGCUGCUCUUGAAAACUUGAUAACUGGAUGGAGCCGGUGUGCUCUUUGAAUUCAAUCAAACAGAAGCUACUAAUCUAUGUGAGAAUGUAAAGACUGAAAAAAAAGACUUUAAAUAAUGAGCAAAUCUGACUUGUGGAAGCAGCUUCGAUGUUUCCGAUUCAAACCCUCGUCUGCUCCGUCCAAGUUCAUCCAAGGGCGACAGGCCAACGUGUUUAUGUCUGCCUGUUGAUUAGAAGAAGAGGACUAUCUCGAUGCGCUCCUCUCCACCUUAUUGCAGUAAUCAGCAAUCAGCAAAUCAACGUACUGCCAGCAAGCCUGUGGAAGGAGCCAGCCUUUUCUAUUUUUUUGUGGCCUGCAAUGCGCUAUGCAAACAAAAACCAGCAUUGUGCUUAAUCAGAAAGGGUCAAAAAACUACUGAAAACGGUUCAUUUUUGAAGGAUAUUUAGGGUUAUCCGUUUUGUAAAUCCUUUUUUUAUAAAGAAUGUAUGCAGCCUAGAUCACAAAGCCUUAUAUAUGUGUUUAAUAGCAUUGUGCCCCGCCUUAUCUUGAGUCCUUUGCACAACAAAAUGAACAUAAAAGAUCAAAAGAUGCAAUAUGCUAUAGCGCCAUGCAGGGAAACUAAUGAUAAGGCCUUGUUUUACCUUAUGCAAGAUCACCCUUAAAUGAAGACAAAGAAAUACAUGAAGUGACUAUCGUACCAAGGACGCCUUCGAAGCAAAUGACUGAACCAAUAAUGUUAUUUUGAAAGAUUAGUAAUUCAUUAGUAAUUUAAGAAUAUGAAGCACUGAUCUUUGUCUCUCUGUGUUUUAUAAGAUUAUUUUGUAUAUACUGUAUAUUUAUAUGUCGAGAUUAGAAGUAUGUUUUCAAGUCGAUGCCCAGAAAAGGUGAAUUUAUUUUUAAAGUGUCGUUGGUGUUUUAUUAUUUUUUGUUAUAAAAAGAAACAAUGAACACAUAUCUGGUACACUGUUUGUUUGUCGGUCCGCAAUGGUCGAGUGUACUCGUGGUCCAAAUAGAGCUCCUAAUUUAAAUGUUGGAAUCAUCUAGAAACUUUUAUUUGUGUGGAAGUGGCUUCAUUGUCUAUUAGAUACAGUAAUAUUUGGCCUGGUAGCAUUUCUGAUGAUUCCGUGUCUAUGUCCAUGACGUCUGUGUCAGUGUGAUGUGAAAUCAAUGUGCUAGCAAUCAUUCAGUGGACAGUGUUGUAAUUGGCAGCAGUGUAAAGAAAUAGUCAAACAAAAAGAUAUAUAUUUAAAACAACAUCUGUAUGUGAAAAUAAAGAAUCCUUGUGGUCUUUCUACAGCACGUAACUGCUUCUCUGAACUGCUACUGUAUUUGUAUGAAGAACUAGAGACUAGAUAUCAGAGGUGGGACCAAGUUACAUGUAAGUCUUUGCACUCAAGUCCCAAAUUGAGUCCUAAACUUGAGUUUUGAGCCCUGAACUCAUCAUGCACUCUUCACCACAUGUAACGCCAAUAACAGCAGAGUAAUAAUAUAUUAAACGUACAAAUAUCAUGAA
Epinephelus moara (kelp grouper) is the source of this 4048-nucleotide messenger RNA. RefSeq names its product delta-like protein 4. Gene Ontology annotation, cellular component: protein-containing complex; plasma membrane. The record is from RefSeq and is a predicted model, not a curated record. The transcript is spliced from 11 exons. Lineage: Eukaryota; Metazoa; Chordata; Actinopteri; Perciformes; Serranidae. Gene Ontology annotation, biological process: cell communication; establishment or maintenance of epithelial cell apical/basal polarity; Notch signaling pathway. Gene Ontology annotation, molecular function: calcium ion binding. The coding region runs from base 391 to 2445 and encodes 684 amino acids.